AUGAAAUGGUUCUUGUGUAGCUGUCAAGGGGUUAAAGAUGAAAAAAGGAAGAGAACAAGGACUUAUGCUAUAUUGGAUACGCGUACUGGGUGUACUGCUUUUGUUCAAUUUUCUAUUGGUAAAGAUGGUGUGUGGAUGGUUGUGUAUCAUAAUAUGAUUCAUAACCAUGCUAUGGUUCCUCUAAAUAAGAGGCAUUUGAUAAGAUCACAAAGUAAGGUUAGUAAGGAGGCUCUCUACUUUAUGUCUACUUUAAAAGCUAGUGGUGUUAAAGUGUCUGAUACCUUGAGGGUUUUGAGGAAAGAAGUAGGUGGAUCACCUAUGGUUGCUUUUACAGCUAGCGAUGCUUAUAAUGCUUUAUCACGUGCAAAAACUAGUAAACUUGAAGGUCAUGACUGUCAUCAGUUAAUCAAGUAUUUUACUCAGAGAAAUUCCAGUAAAGAAGGUUUUUAUUAUGACUUUGAGCUUAGUGAAGAAGAGGGACUUUUAAUUUUCUUUUGGCGUGAUGGUAGGAUGAAAAGAUAUUAUGAUUAUUUUAGGGAAUUAUUGGUUUUUGAUACUACUUAUAGGACCAAUAAAUAUGAUAUGAUGUGUGCUCCUUUUGUUGGUAUGAACAAUCAUUCUAAUAAUGUUAUGUUUGGAAUAUGUUUUGGUAUCAAUGAAAAAGCUGAAUCUUUUAAUUGGAUUUUUCAAACUUUUCUUACAUCAAUGGGUGGAAAUCCCCCAAUAACCAUUAUGACAGACGAAGCUCCAUCCAUAUAUAGCUGUCGGGAUAAGGAAUGUUUUUCCAGAUGCUAG
Spinacia oleracea (spinach) is the source of this 795-nucleotide messenger RNA. RefSeq names its product protein FAR1-RELATED SEQUENCE 5-like. The coding region runs from base 1 to 795 and encodes 264 amino acids. The transcript has a single exon. The record is from RefSeq and is a predicted model, not a curated record. Lineage: Eukaryota; Viridiplantae; Streptophyta; Magnoliopsida; Caryophyllales; Amaranthaceae.